Enterobius vermicularis (human pinworm) is the source of this 687-nucleotide messenger RNA. The record is from the annotation of a GenBank genome assembly. NCBI's taxonomy places the organism in Eukaryota, Metazoa, Nematoda, Chromadorea, Rhabditida, Oxyuridae.
AUGGAUGGAAUGCUGAAACAGUACAUUGAGGAAUGCGCCAAACUGCCAGUGGAUUUGAAGAAAAAUUUUGACCUGAUUCGCGAAAUUGACAUUGUUGUCGAACAAAAAGCUGAUUUAAUCCAGCAGAAGUUGAUUACACUAACUAAAUCCCAUCGUGGUUUGUCGAAGGAUGCGCAAUGUGCAAUCAACAAAGAAAUUAACGUUAGUUUUGAAAUAUUUGAUAAAAUACUUUCACUUAGCGAGAAAAAGUUGAAAUUAGCCACUCUAACUUAUAACGUCGUAGAUAAUCAAAUAGUUCGUUUGGACAGAGACUCGGAAAAAGUCCAGGCUUCCGUAAAAAGAAGACAUGAGCCCGAGGAAGAACGUCAUAAAAAGAAACGGAAGCAUUUGUCACGUAAAAGCGGCAAAAAUCAAACAGAUGUGGAACUUGAACCGUCAACAUCUAGCACUUAUGAUCAAGUCGGAACUGCCCCGGUAAUUGAUUUGCCGAUUGACCCAAAUGAACCUGUUUACUGUGUCUGUCGACAGGUCUCGUUUGGAAAUAUGGUUAUGUGUGACAAUAAGGAUUGCCCUAUCGAGUGGUUUCAUUUUGGUUGUGUUGGUCUUAAAGAAACUCCAAAAGGGAAAUGGUAUUGCUCUAGGUGUUUUUCAGAAAAGUGUAAGAAGAAAAGCACUACCCACGCGUGA